AUGUCACGUUUUAGCUAUUCCUACUUUGUUGCAACUACUACCAGGGAUCCCGAGCGAGCUUGCACUCAUUUUUCUUUCACCCAGGCCACAUACAACCUGAAUGAUGAAUAUCCCGACACCUGGUCGACUGACAUAUCAAAGGGUGACGGGAGAAAGUGGUUCCGACACCUGACGUGCUACCGUUUGCAGGGUUAUGACAAGAUCACAAAGGUAGCACUGCUUCGCAGUGAGAAUGGCUACGAAGACUACAUCGGCAAGUAUGAAAACGGCUUCCUCAACGGCGGCGGCACCACCAACAUCAACGAGGAUCGGGGCAGUAGCGCAGAUGCCUUGUAUCUUAUAUGGGCGUACUAG
This is a messenger RNA of Beauveria bassiana ARSEF 2860, 354 nucleotides long. RefSeq lists its product as uncharacterized. Bases 1 to 354 code for a protein of 117 amino acids. The transcript has a single exon. NCBI's taxonomy places the organism in Eukaryota, Fungi, Ascomycota, Sordariomycetes, Hypocreales, Cordycipitaceae. The record is from RefSeq and is a predicted model, not a curated record.